Bombina bombina (fire-bellied toad) is the source of this 1523-nucleotide messenger RNA. RefSeq names its product DLG associated protein 5 (gene DLGAP5). Gene Ontology annotation, molecular function: microtubule binding. Gene Ontology annotation, biological process: chromosome segregation; signaling; regulation of mitotic cell cycle. The coding region runs from base 113 to 1516 and encodes 467 amino acids. Gene Ontology annotation, cellular component: cytoplasm; nucleus; spindle pole centrosome. Lineage: Eukaryota; Metazoa; Chordata; Amphibia; Anura; Bombinatoridae. The transcript has 11 exons. The record is from RefSeq and is a predicted model, not a curated record.
CUCAAUCUCAACCAAUCAGAGAAUUUACGGAGAUUUGAAUCUGAGUAACCGCAACUAAGGCGGGUUCGGGAAAGUAUCGGUAUAACGUGAGGUGUAAACGGGACAAGAUAAAAUGGAUAUUCGGUCACAGUUUACUAACAGAUACAAAAAGGAUCUCAGUACAGAAUAUAUAAGAACGAAAGUUGCCCGGCGUAAAUCUAUAUCACAAAAAGAGAACAGACACAAUGAGUUUAAGAAAAGCAGAGGGUUGUCACUGGCAGAUGUGAAUAUUUCCAUUGUGAAGGAGUGUGAGCUACCGUCACUAGAGGAGGUGGCUGAGAUAAGUGUAUCCAAAGGAAAUGAAAAAGCAGAUGGUUGCAAAAUUAAAGAUAAAAUGCUGAACGAGCGCCGUGAACUGCUGCUGCGAUUCAAAGAGGAAAAACAACUGAGAAAAUUAAAAGAGCAGAGAGAGAAAGCAAGUCGUGGGAUUUUCAAAUGUGGUGUUUACAAGCCAGAUGAUACGCUCGCUCCGGUUGUGAACUCUCAGACGACCAGCAAGGCCAAACCAAAGGAAAAGCCACUCCCUCCUACAGCCACACGAGUUACAAGAUCAAUGGCCAAAGUGGAGCCAACAGUGAAAAAGACAACCCGUCCCCAACAAACUAUGGCCACAGUGUUUAACAGCAGCAAAAACACAAGUGAGCGUUCUAUACCGAAAGGUCGCGGUCUGUCUGCAACUGCAAAGAAACCUGAUAAAGAGACUAAAGUUUUAACUGCUCCACUUGCAACUAGAGCUGCAGCGCUUACUGGAAGUAAACUGCCCUCCAGAAAUACUACAGUUUCCAGACCUCAGAAAAAUAUUAUCAAGGAAAAGACAAAUCAAACAAUCAACCAGCAAGCUGAAACUGUUGAGAAGAGUAUAGCUGUUAGUAAACCUAUUUUGGAAGAGGAUGUAACACCGGCUGUUUUAAAGGAUGAUGCUAUGAGAAAUUUGGAAGAUUUGAAGAAAGAAAGGAAACCUUCUUUUGCACCCCAGAAUUUUACAUUCCAACCAUUGGAUGGGUUAGCUCCCUUCAAAUUCCAGCCGAGCACUCCUCCUUCCAUGCCUAAUGCUACACCGUGCUUUACGUGGAGCCCAAUGAGAUCGGAAAGAAAUGCUGCCAUCUUAAACAUCCCAGAGUCUCUACCACAUGAAGACUGUGAAAGAGUGUUAGACCAGAUGCCUUCAGUAGAACAAAGUCCGAAGCCUGACUCCUCUAAACUCCAGAUGGACACACAUUCAUCAAAAACUGAGGCGAAAGAAUGUACAAAUGAAGAAUGUCCGGUUAUAUCAGACUCUGUAUCUCCCGAAACCCAUGAAUCUGUUACUGAGACUGCUCCGAAUGAAAAUGUCCCAGCAGCCCCUGCUGAGGAGCCAAAGCAUGACGUGCCUUACUUCAGGAAUAUUCUGAAAUCUGAGAUUCGCAGACUGACAGCAAUGUGCACCCAGUGGGAGGAAAAAUUUGAAAUAGACAUUCCAGAGGAAGGUAAGAUAUAGUAUCUUG